Molecule: messenger RNA, 24591 nt
Organism: Podarcis lilfordi (Lilford's wall lizard)
Lineage: Eukaryota; Metazoa; Chordata; Lepidosauria; Squamata; Lacertidae
Source: the annotation of a GenBank genome assembly
CUACGGGCCGGGGCGGGGCCAGGAGGGAUCAAGGGAGGAGGGGGACCCAGGAGCUCUUAAAGGAGACGCGCCGAAGAAUGCGCCCCUGUUGAAUUGGAGGCGCUUUCAGAGCUGCUGGUGAGUGUGGGAGUUUGGGAGGCGGUACCGGGCAGUGUGUGUGCAUUUUUAUAUAUUUGUGAAUGAAAUGGAGGGCCCUGGCAAUUUGAAACCUCAUAGGGAGGAAGAUGCUACUGACUGAGGUUUUGAUUUAAUACAUGCGAUGCUGUUCGAGGGAUGCUGCUCAUCCUAAAAGCGGGGUGAGGAAGUUUUUAGGGGGGGUUAAUAGGAUCUCUUGGUGUUCAGCGAGGGAGGUCAGCAGCCCGGGUAGCCUUUGUGCAAUCAGGUUGCCACCUUUUCCUGAUGGCUCUGCUCGUGUGCCUUUAACAGCAGGCUGGAGUAUUAGCAAAUGAGCAGCCUUUCCCGGCCUGCUGUACCUCCAUGCAAAGGAACGCCUUCACCUGAUCGUUUCCAUCAUGUGUCCACCUGCUGUGAAACAAUACAGCUGUCUCCAUUUACUUCCCGAUACCUGUCUUAAACCUCUUCAAGGGCAAUAACUCAGUGGUGGAGCAUCUGCUUUGCACCCAGAAGGUGUUAGGUUCAAUCCCUGGCAUUUCCAGAUAGGGCUGGGGGCUGGCCUGUGCCUGAAACCCUGGAGAGCCACUGUUAGUCAAGGUACACAAGAUGCACGAAUGAUUUGACUCAGUAUAGGCAGUUCUCCGUAUUCCUACAUUUCCUGUUUGCUUUUGGGGUAAUUACAUUGCAAGAGCUAGUGGAGGGUGAGUGGGGAGGUUAGUCUGCAUUCCUAUUCUUGCUUUCUCCUGAAUCUCCAGAAAUUAAAUAUCCGGAGGCAGAGCUGGCAUCUUGCUUCUAGUAGUAUGCAAGCAAACACCUGUGUGUUAAAAUCAAAGCAAGCCAUGUUUAUCUGCUGUUUCCACAUGCUGGUCUGGAUCACUUCAAACGGUGGACAAUCCAUUAUAUUUAUAACCGACUGUUGUCGCACCUAAUAAAAGACGAACAAAUUACUCAGUGGAAGCUUAUGCCAUAAUAACUUUUGUGCUUUUCCUCUAAAGUUAUAACCAGCUAAAUGCUGGCUAUGGCAAAGGGCAGGGUUCAGUGCCUGGGGCACAUGCUGUGCAUGCAAAAGGUCCAAAGUUCAGUGCUCAGCAUUUCCAGGUAGACCUGGGAAGCAUACCUGCUUGAAACCCUGCAAGGCAGUUACAGUGGUACCUCGGGUUAAGAACUUAAUUCCUUCCGGAGGUCUGUUCUUAACCUGAAACUGUUCUUUACCUGAGGUACCACUUUAGCUAAUGGGGCCUCCUGCUGCUGCCGCCGCACGAUUUCUGUUCUCAUCCUGAAGCAAAGUUCUUAACCCGAGGUACAAUUUCCGGGUUAGCGGAGUCUGUAACCUGAAGCAUCUGUAACCUGAAGUGUCUGUAACCAGAGGUACCACUGUAGUUGCCUGUCUCAGUGUAAAAGACAAUAAUAAACUAAAUAGACCAAUAGUCUGACUCUGCAGAAGGCAACUUCCUAUGUUUUAGAAUAGGAAGUAGUAGGAGAAACCAGUGUGUUGCAGGGAGCCAGGUGUGUUCAGUGUACCCCAAUGUUUUCUUUACACAGAGAUGCACUUUCCCCAUUACAUAAUCUCUGUCUGUAGGUUUCAGAUCGCCUAGCAUCACAUAUAGAGGGAAGAUUUUGCUUCUCUGCAGUGAUGAACUUUUCUGUAAAGGAAAAAUUUCCUUCUAGUAGCAGCCAGCAUGGAAAUAUCUGGAGUGUGGACGAUGUCCUCAAAGUUGUGUCUAUACAAGCUGUUACUCUUGAGUUUGGCAUAUUAAUACAUUGUAACAGAUUACUAAAGGGUUUGUUAGAUUAGAGGAUGCUGUUGUUGUUGAAGCAAUGUGGUUCUCAUGUCUUUUCUUUCAUUAAAAUUGAUGUACUUGGGAUUAAGCCCCUUGCUGCACGUGACUUGUGCUGGAAGUAUAUUGUGGUUUGAUGGCUGUUUGGGGUGAUAUUAAGGUGUGUGGCAAAACAUUUCCUAUCCCCCUGAGGCUACACCUGUGUGCUUUGUUUGGAAUGCAAGUUCUUUUUUAAAAAUUGUUUUUAUUAAAGAAUUUCUUGGAUCACAAAUAUGUUUUCAGAUCAUAAAGUCUUUUUUUUUACAGAUCGUUUUUAUUCAAUUUGAAAUUUUAAUGCUGUAUACAGUAUAUGGUGGGGGGAAGAUGGGGAGAGAAGGGGGUAGUAAAUAUUCAUUCUUUUACAUAGUGUAUGUGUGAUGUUUUUGGAACGUAAGUUCUAUACAGGAUAUGUUUCAUGUUAUACUCACUUUUCCCUUGUAUUUGAAAUUGAACCAUAAAAUAAAAAAUCAAAGAUAUCAUAUUGAAGUCAUUCUUGGCAUUGUAACCUGUGGCCCUCCAGAUGUUGUUGGACUCCAGCUCCCAUCAGCCUCAGCCCCCAUGGCCAAAGGUGAAGGAUGAUGGGAGCUGGAGUCUUACCAGUUUCCCCCACCCCUGCCCUUUCGUUGUCAGGAAGGUUUGGUGCACUUUCAACUUUAUCCCAGACUGAGCUUUCACAUACAGAACUGGGUGAGUGAGUGCCACUGAGAAAUGAGCAAGUUGGACCUGCAUAGCUCCAUCCCUUCAUCUUCAUAUUCUUGCAUCAUGUUGGUGUGAUACUAUGGCCAACAAAGACUUUGCACAUCAUGCUGAGCCAAGCCAUGGAUUAGCACAAAUGCAUGGGCUGUGGGAGAGGAGAUUGAGGUCACUUUGCUCCCUGCCAGUCAAUCUGUAGAUGUGCCAGGACAAGCUACUGUUUGCCUUACUUAGCAUGUUAUCUGAAACAGAGCUGGUGGUUUGAACCUAUGGUUUACAGCUCAUGGUUAGUCCAGGGGAGCUAAACCAUGAGCCUGGGUUCAGACAACAUGUCAAGCCAAACCAUGGCUUGUCUUUUUGGUUAACUAAUUACCAGCACUGCAUAGCUGCCUUGAAGAUAAGGGAAGUGGUUGAAAUUUCCCUCUGGUGCUAUUUCCUUGAUUGAAAUCUUUGCCCCUGCCCCUGCCCCCUCCAGCAUACAGGUUUCAGAACAAAUAGUGGUUGGAAGGGGGAGAUUUCAGAUUAAGGAAAAGGCACCCCUUCAGCGAUGCAGAUGCUGUGAGCUGCGAGAAUGCUUGUAACCCACAGUCCUAGGAUAAAUGUUGGCUCUUGCCAGUUAAUAAACGGAAGCUGUACAAGGUUCAUUAAUGAUAUGACAGAAGACUUUUCUGGUCAUUACAAGAAUAAAGAAAUUUUCUAGACAUGUCUCCACAAUCUGGUUUAAAGCAAUUUGUACCUGUCAAAAUUCACAGACAUGCCAAUAAAGACCUGUCUGUAUUAUACAUGCUUUUGUGUUCCUGCUAGUUGAUCUACUACCUGGAUUUCUGCAUCUUGCCCAUCACAGUGUCUCUUUCUGUUGUUUGUACAAGGUCUGACUCAAAUCAGCUUUCUUCCUGCUUCUCCUACAGUUGUUGACAGCUUGUGGUUCUUCUCACAUAACUGAGUCACCUUAACUUGUCCUCAUUCAUUGGGCUGUUAGAGUUGCGCUCAAAUUGUGGAAGAGAGGGCUGUGUGUACUCAAGGUGUGCCAGCAGAGCCAGAUGGUCUUGGUGUGGCACUGCUGGUGUAGCUACACUACAGCUUGUAUACCUACCACCUUCUAAAGUCUCCUCUGAACCAACCUGGACCCAGUGAGUGUCAUCUGAAGCCCUUAAUCGUGUGUUCCUUCCUCAGGAUGUCCAAGGGUGGCAACACAAGACCGGGUCUUUUCUGUGGUGGCUCCCAGCUUGUGGAAUGCUCUCUCCAGGGAUGCUUGCCUGGCACCAUCAUUACAUAGCUUAGAAAAACAUUUGGCUGUUAAUUAUCUGUGGUCUCCUUGAUAGAAUCACCCUUUUGAUUUUGCUUCAAAUGUUUUUCUUUUAUGCUGGUUUUACUGUACAGUGGUACCUCAGGUAACAUACGCUUCAGGUUACAUACACUUCAGGUUACAGACUCCGCUAACCCAGAAAUAGUGCUUCUGGUUAAGAACUUUGCUUCAGGAUGAGAACAGAAAUCAUGCUCCGGCGGCACAGCAGCAGCAGGAGGCCCCAUUAGCUAAAGUGGUGCUUCAGGUUAAGAACAGUUUCAGGUUAAGAACAGACCUCCGGAACAAAUUAAGUACUUAACCCGAGGUACCACUGUAUGUGUUUCUUUGCUUAUAUACCGUAAGUUGCUUUGAGUUACCUUGGUAAAAAAAGGUGACCAAUACAUCUAAUUAAUAAUAAUAUGAAAAGUCCAUGCCUGAAUCCAUCUACUAUUCUAAUGAUUACUGUUUAGGAGAGUCUAAUUAUCACAGAAUUGUAGAGUUGGAGGAGACUCCAAGUUCAGCCUCCUGCAAUACAGGAAUUACAGAUAAAGAAUCCCUGAAAGAUGGCUAGUCAACCUCUGUUUAAAAAACCCCAGUGAAGGAGAGUCCUUCAGAUAUUUGAAGAUGGCUAUCAUCACUUCUCGGCCUUCUCUUCUCCAGGCUAAACUUACCCAACUCCCUCAGCCGUUCCUCCUAAGGCUUUAUUUCCACUUGCAGGUAUCUGGCCUCCCCAGGUGAGUUCCAGUCCAUCAUGCCACUCCCCCUUUUAUCUCUGACCAGGAACUGUGUGACUUUGGUGUCUCCAUAUCCUGUUCUCUGAAGCAGGUUGGCUCCCAGCCAUGUAACUGACUCUGCACACCCACAGGGUGUGACUGUGUUUCAACAUACCUGCGAUGGGGGCCAGAAAGUAGAUUGAACUGGAACGGAGAUUAAUUCUCUUGUUCCCUGCAAAAGCAGCAAUGCAGGAAUUGAGCCAGCAACAUUUUAACCUCCCUGCUCCUGAAAAAACAACAACAACCACCAGCAAGUGUAGCUUUUCCAGACAUAAAGAUACACAGAAAUGGGAAAAGCUUUCUCUGUUACAUUUGUGCUUUUCAGGCUGUUGUUAAAGGCGCAGGAGCAGAACCUGUCAACAUAUUUUUAAAAGUUGGCUAAUUUGGAGGGUGCUGGGAACUGCACGGUUGUCGGAAGCACAGUAUAUCCAUUGCCUGUCCUGGCAAUCAAAGCUUAAACGUUAAUCACCCUCUAGCAAAGGUUGCAGAUUAUAAAGCAGAAACGGAUUGAAAACAUGGUUUUGGGCGGAGGCGCAAGUGAGGUUACGCCAGGGCAGUCCCAGAAGGGGCUAAGCAGAUGGUCUGUUCAGCCAGGAGAAAUGGCAGGGGGGAAGCAUCAUAGCUGCUGGCUAUCACCAGGGCUUCUGUUUUGGCUAAUCAUGAUUUAAAAUAGUAAAAAUAAUAAUCCAAAUACUAUAUUGGAUCAAAUGUGCUUGCAGGAGCGCCAAAGUCCAUACAACUGCUUUAUUAUGGUGUGAAAAUGGGCCUGAGGCCCUGGAAGAAGCUCAUAUGCUGAGUUUGUCAUAGGAGCUUAUGAACAUGGGAAGCUGGUCCUUCUUGCAACUAGCAGUGGCUCUGCAGGGUUUUGUAUGGGGGUCUGUCCCACUUGGAGAAGCUGGGGAUUGAACCUGGGAUUGUUGGCAUGCAAAGGUGCUCGACCGCUGAACUGCAGUUCUUUUUGCCAGCCAUAGUCACGCCAUAGUCAUUUGCCAGCCAUUUCCUCACGCCUGUUCCUUUUUCUCUUUUAGGAAGUGGUGGGGAUUUUGUGGUGGAUGCCUUUGUAAGAGUUAUGUUAAUGGGCAUCAGAUGUACACUUGGGUCCUUCGUAUUUCCUCUGCUGGGUGUCUAAACCAGCCUUUCUCAACCAGGUGCUCUCCUCCAGAUGAUCUGGGUUCCAUCAGCCUAGCCUAAAGCAUCUGGAGAGAACGAGGUUAAGGGAGGCUGGCCUGGACAUUAGGCAUGUUUCUGGUUUCAGAUUGCCAUGCUCUGCAUCUCUUCCAUGACCUUGUUCUCACCUUGUUUUUAGUUUAGUUUUUAAUCGUUCAUUUCCAUAGUGGUAUCAGCACUUUACAAUGUAUAAGUCAUUGCCCCCAUGGCAUUUCCAAUCUGUAAUUUGACUCAGUGGGCAGCAGAUGCAACAGAGGAAGGGAGGAAAUGGGGAUAAAAUAUGUAUCCCUUUCAGUUGCAUGUGGCUUCAGUAGGAUAUUGGGGUGGGGUUGUGCCAAAGAUUUCACAAAAAUGAUGGGGGUGGGUUUUGAAGGGGGAGAGGUGGUAUCAGGCUGGCAUUGUACGAGGCAGUUUCUAGCAGACAGAGGAAGAAUGAAAUCUUUUGAGAAAACGUUUGGUUGGUUGAGGGUGGUGGAACUGAAGGAGGGAAGAUCACGGACAAGGGUUUAUUGAAUACUAUGAGCCGUGGGAUGAGGAGGGGGCAAGGCCAAGAAGGGCUUUGAAGCUAAGGACAGGGCGCUCUUGCUGGAUCCAGAAAUAGACAGGGGCCCAAUGUAUCCCCAUUUUGCAGAUGAAGACUACUGAGGCUCUGGGGUAAUCUGGCCAAGGCUGCUCAGGAGCAUGCCUGAGGCUCAAUUUGAACCUUAGUCCAAGCCUAACAGCCCAGCCACAUCUCUGCGAUGAUUUUUCCCCAACAUGAAUGCUUUUCUCUGUGUAUGUGUGUUUGGAUAUUCUUUCCGUUGGCCUUUGGAGUGAGCCCAGUUUGUCUAGUUGGCUUAGUCUUCUCAGCUGCUACUCUGAGGGCUUCUAUUCCAAGCAAGACGCUGAACCUUGCCAGCUCAAGAAGACUAAAAGCUUGUCUGUUCUCUGGGAAAAAAAUUGUCCAUUUGGGAGGAUGAAACACCCGUCCACCCCUUCCUGCUCCAGCCCCGCCUUUCUCUCCAGGGAGCAGAAGGACAGAAACCUCUUUCAGUGGGCAGAAAGGUGGGGCUGACCCAUGUGUCUGUCGACUGCGAAGAGGCUCACUUGGCCAAAGGUGUGCUUUUGGGCAGCUGCCCUGUGGUGUUGGCAACCCACUCUUUGGUUCUUGGGCAAAACAGGGUGGAUCUCAACAAAGUGACUCAUUGCCCUGGUCAGAGUCCAACUCCCCCUCCCCCCCAGUGGUUGAUCCUGUCCUCUCCCAGAUGACUAUAUUUUUGCCACUCGCACGAACUGCAAGUUUCUUUGGUCCCUGGCUAAGGACAGUGUUGGUUCUGUAUGGCAUCUACCACACAGAGGACCCCAAAGGAGUGGGAAAUAGAUGAUGAAGUAAAUGUUGCAAUUUACUCCAAAUUGUAUUGAGGUGGAGGGAAGAUGUGGGAAGGAAGGAGGCAGGCUUGGAGGGGGUUUCAUCCUGUGACGUUAAUGUCACAUCUUCAGAGAAGGUAACCCUCCCCUAUUUCUCUUUAGCAUGCAAAGGGCGCCAAAAGGCAUCAUGGUUCUCUUCACAACUCUGCACUGUCUUAGUGCAGUUUUAAUGUCCUGAGUACCUCAGCGCCACUGGAAGCCCAUCUUCUGAAACAUCACCAGGCGCUGUCUGAUUUCCAAGCCUGCCGUUGCAGUCUUAAAGAAUAGAAACUUGCUAUGUUCCCUUAUUAAAUAUGAGCCAAAACACUCAGGAUGCUGACUUCUGGGCCUGAAAAGAAUGUCAUGAUCUCCCCAGUGCCAUCACGAUAUAUGAAAGCUGUGUGCAUUCAUUCUAUGCAACACCUGCCUUGACUCAGGCUGGAUUUUCGUCUCUUGUGCCAUCCAGGCAGAUAUCAGUUGGGGGCACCUACAUCCUUCCUAGGUCCUCCGUGAAAGCUUCUGCAGCCCUGAGGUUCCCAUGAAGGCCCCCAUCCCUCCUCUCUCAAGCAGCUUCCAUGUCCCCUUUCAGGUGACGAUGUCGGAAAAGAUCCUUGUGACGGGCGGAGCCGGCUACAUCGGGAGCCACUGUGUUCUGGAACUGGCUGAGGCCGGCUACACCCCUGUGGUCCUUGACAAUUUCCACAAUGCCAUCCGAGGUAAGGAGGCAGCCAAGGCCAGGGCUGGCAGCAACUAGUUUGACGGGGAUUUAGAGAAGGGCCAUAGCUCAGUGGUAGGGCACCUGCUUUGGAUGCAGAAGGUCCCACGUUCAAUCCCUGGCAAAAGAGGCCUGCUAGAUCACACCUGAUGCUUAUCCAGAAGAAUGGAGAAGUCCCAUCUCCUGAAACCAUGGAGAGCUGCUACCAUUUCAUGCAGACCAGCCUUCUUCAACUGUGGGUCCUUUGAUUCUGUUGGGACUGCACCUCCUAUUACCCCUGGCCAUUGGCAAAGAUGGCUAGGGAUGAUGGGAGUUGUAGUUCAGUAACAUCUGGGGACCUGAGGUUGAGCUCUGAUGAACUAGAUGGACCUCUAGGAAUGCAGGAAGCUGCCUUCAGCUGAGCUCAGGCCAUUGGUCUAUCUAGCUCAGGGUUGUCUACAGUGACUGGCAGUAGCUCUCUAUGAAUCCUACCUGGAGAUGCCAGGGAUUGAACAUGGGACCUUCUGCAUGGAAGGCAGAUGCUUGACCACUGAGCUAUAGCCCUUCCAAUGGUCCGACUCAGCAAAGGGAGAUUCAUAACUGAGCAAAGCCCCAUAGGCCAGAAGCAUUAGCUCCACCCACUGAUUUGCAGAGGCAAAGGGCUCUUUAACCCUCUCUUUCCCAGCGUGGCAACAUAGGCUUUGGCCUUCCUCUUCCCAGGCCUCCCCAUUCACUCACUUGAGAUACAGACAAAAGGUUUCCUUUUUUCAUCCAACCCCCCCACAUGAACAGCAACUGGUCAGUGGCAGGAUUCUGCUUUUGUGCACCUCAGCCAGUCAUCCGACCAGGCACUGUUGCUCCACCUGUGGAAGGGAUCAAGAGCCCUUGGGCCUCCAAGUCAGAGGCACAGCAGAGUGAUGGAGGAAUGUCCAUUGCCGUUUGGAUACGAAGGGGCUGGCUUGGCUCAAGUAGGAGGAAGGAACUGAGGGGUCAAGGUGGGGCAGCAACAUUGGCUGCACCCACCCAUUCACAGAAGCAGAGGUUUAUUUAACUCUUUAGGACAAGGAGGGGAAACCUCCAGAUGUUUGUUGGACCCAUUGACUGUCCUGGCUGGGACUGAUAGGAGUUGAAGCCCAACAAUUGGGGGGGCCACAGAUUCCCCAUCCCUGCUCUAGGCUGGAACAUGGAUGGAAAGUCCCUGAGGGCCCAGACCAAGCUCCUGGACCACCAGGUGCCUAUUUCAGUCCUAAGAAGGCUGUCAUAGAUCUGGAUGUGUGAGUCCUUUCAGUAGUGCUGUUAGGAUAAUUUAAGUCCUUAGAUGGAAACAUGUAUUUACCUCACAAUGUGAUCAUUAACUCAGUUGUUCCGUAUUUGACGGUCCCCCACCCGUUCAUUCUGCUGAGUGGGGGCCCCUGGGUUUCUGCCCCCCAAAAGGUACCACUAAGUCUUCCUCACUGAAGAGGACAGCAAUGAUUUGGGAAUCAGGUCCACUCUGGCAUGGUUUCAAAAACAGUCUUUCUCCCCAGGGGGCAGCACGGUCCCCGAGAGUAUUCAGCGGGUGGAGGAGAUCGUGGGCAAGAAGAUCCCAUUCCAGGAACUGGAUGUCCUCGAUGAGGCAGGUCUCCACAACCUCUUCAAGAAGGUGAGGGCUUAAUGUUUCCUUCCCCAUUCCCCUAUUGAGAUGGGUCAGAGCAUCACCCCCUUCCCCCCCCACCAAUGGGGGCACUAUUCUGGCUUACUUUUUGCCCUCUGGGUGGCAUCAGGGCCUCCUCAGUGGUGAUCUCCUAGAUCUCCUGUCUUCACUGUCUUGGACUACACUUUGGGCUGGCAGGAGAAGGGUUCCGUCUGCUCAUCCCCCCGUUGCUCCCCUCAGCACUCCUUUCAGCCUCUGGGGAGAUUUUAUUGUUCCCAAUGUGUGUGCAUCAGAGCAUCUUUGUGUUGCUGCCAUGCUGCUCCCCCAACACCCCUGCUGUGUAUAUUUCUGGCCCAUUUAUUCAUUUAUUCGUUUAUUCAUUUAGUAUACCGCCUUUCACCCGAAGGAUCAUAGGGCGGUUCGAAACAUGAUAAUUUUGUAUUUUGUAAAUACAUAAUAAAAACAAGAACGAAAAGAAAUCAAUAGUCCCCUCUCCCACAAACACAUGGGAUGUUAAUUAGCCAAAGGCCUGUUUCUAGAAAAACAUUUUCACCUGGCACCUAAAGAUAUGUGGCAAAAGCGCCAGAUGUGCCUCCUUGGGUUUUGCUGGGGAGCCACGAGAGAUGCCUGUCAAUCCCAGAACUCAGAAGUGGCAUCUGCACCACUCAGGAGCCACGCCACCCUGUUGUGGGUUGUGUCAGGCUGGCAUCUGGCUCGCCUGCCAGAGAUACAGGACAUCUGGCUCUGGUGUGUGUGUUUGCAAGCUUGGGCCAAAAGCCCUUUGAAAUCGGUACACAAAAUGGCUUUUCUCAUUAAAAAAAAGCACCGCAGGCGCUUUUUGCCCUCUUCCGGCUUUUCAUUAGGGGAACACUUUUUUUUAUUGAAAUGGGCAUGUAUAAAUAGAAAACGUACUGUAGCCUCCGCAGAAGUAUUCCUAACGCAGCUCCCCCUUCUGUUUCCCCUCAGCACAAUUUCUCUGCCGUGAUGCAUUUUGCAGGCCUCAAGGCUGUGGGAGAGUCUGUCCAGAUGCCGCUGGAGUAUUACAAAGUGAACCUGACUGGGACCAUCCGAUUGCUGGAGGUGAGCAGGAACAUGGCUUAUUCCACCAGGGUUUGUAAGGCUUCUGUUAUAAGUCUGGGUUUGCGGGAGGAUGUCAACUGCAGGAGGCCCAUCUCGCGUGUGGCACAGAUGCCUGUCAGAGCAGCCCAAAGAUGUUUCCAGCAUCACGUGCGACAGGCUUUCCAUAGUGUCACUCUAGGCGCCAUGUUGGCCUGGAGGAAGGCUGGGCAGGGGUUGGAUGUGGCCCAUCCGUUGGCCCGCCCUGGCCUGGGGAAGUGUUGUUCACCCACCAUCAGGGCUUCCUCAUGCUCUUGAGGAAUCACUUUCAAACAGAACCCCUGCUAAAUGGAGCCUGGAUAGCUCAGUGCCCUUCGACCCUCGCUCCCCGACUCUUGUUGGACUCCCAUAAUCCUCAGCCAUCUCAGUGGUCGGGGAUGAUGGAAGUUGCAGUCCAACAACAUCCAGAGACGUCUGGAGGAAGAGCACUGAGCUUAGGUUGUCUGCAUUCCUCCACAGGCCAUGAAAGAGCACGGGGUCAAGAACAUUGUGUUCAGCAGCUCAGCCACAGUAUACGGCGACCCGGCCUACCUCCCCCUUGAUGAAAACCACCCUGUGGGAGGCUGCACAAACCCUUAUGGAAAAUCCAAGUAUUUCAUUGAGGAGAUGAUCCGAGACUUGUGCAAGGCAGAGCCGGUGAGGGAGCAACGUACCACACCACCAACCCCCUUAUCACGCAGGGGUACAAUUUUCCUCAGCAGUAUUUUCUGGGUUAUUUUUCUUCUAAAAUAAUCUUUAUUGUCAUUUUUGCAAAAACUCAGAUAGCAUUAAUUUUAUUUCAUUACUUCUGGAACUAAUGGAAAGAAAGGCAUAUAUUAAGAAUCCACAAGUACAUGGCCUUAUAAUACCAGCAUAAGCCUAUCCAUUUAGCUUAGUUUAUCUGCCCCAGUAUAUAAAAACAUAUAUUUAAAAUAUAAUUGACAUAAGCCAGAGAUUGGUUACAAGUAAUUCCAUAUAAAUGAAUUGUGUCUGGGCAUAUAAUAUUUAAGUGGAUCAUUGAUCCAUGGCCACCAAACAGUGGCCAGAUCCUCAGAAGUGGCUUUACCUCUUUGGACCUUUGAGUGACAUGUUACUUUUUCUGAUACCACUAUAAAUAAAAGCUUUUUAUCUCAUGCCUCUAAAGUCAGACUUGUGCAAGGCAGAACAGGAAAGCAAAUGGCCAGAGUCCUCCAUACAGCUCUCCUGGGCGGUAUUUUCUGAUCCGAUCUCUUGUGCUGCUUCUCUCAGGACUGGAACGCAGUUCUCCUGCGAUACUUCAACCCCAUUGGAGCCCACGAGUCGGGGAGGAUUGGCGAGGACCCCCAGGGCACCCCAAACAACCUGAUGCCCUACGUUGCUCAGGUAGCCAAGACCCCCCAGGAGAGUUUGCUCUGCUCCACCUCUUGCACAGCGAGUUUCUCCUGCUAACUCCUGUGCCUUCCUGUCGUUUCUUCCUUCUGUUCACUCCAGGUGGCUGUGGGGCGCCGAGAGUACCUGAGCGUAUUUGGGGAUGACUAUGAUACAGUGGAUGGGACCGGUGAGUUGCUUGGAAUCACCCUAGCUUGAAAGGAACGAUGCCUCCACCUCCAAACCUACUUGAAAUAUGGCACUGGGAAGUUUGGAGAUGUGGAAUCCAGAGAGGUUAUGGGCCUCUAACCCAAGUGGUUUAUAGACACACAUAGGCACGGGGGUGUUUUCUCUUUUUGUUUGUGUUCUAGGGCAGAGAUGGGAAAACUUUAAGGGGAACCUUUUGAGGGUCACAGGCCAGUGAAGGGCAGGGCCAGCAAACGUGGGUGGAGCAAUGAACAUGAAUUGACCCCUUAUAAAGGGACAUGGGUGGCGCUGCGGGUUAAACCACAGAGCCUAGGACUAGCUGAUCAGAAGGUCGGCGGUUCGAAUCCCCGUGACGGGGUGAGCUCCCGUUGCUUGGUCCCUGCUCCUGCCAACCUAGCAGUUCGAAAGCAUGUCAAAGUGCAAGUAGAUAAAUAGGUACCGCUCUGGCGGGAAGGUAAAUGGCGUUUCCGUGCGCUGCUCUGGUUCGCCGGAAGCGGCUUAGUCAUGCUGGCCACAUGACCCGGAAGCUGUAUGCCGGCUCCCUCGGCCAAUAAAGCGAGAUGAGCGCCGCAACCCCAGAGUCGGCCACGACUGGACCUAACGGUCAGGGGUCCCUUUACCUUUACCUUUAUGAUAGGCUAGUUUUGAAACACCCGUCUCUGUCUUCCAUCCAGGCAACCAAGAAGCAGAGCACCUUCCAGCCAGGCGAAAGCAGUCUGGUUGCAAACCAUAGCCUGUGAGGGGUGUGGCCUGGGGAGAGUCUCAGUCCCAGAGUGGUUUAAUAAUCAAUCCCUCUUCCCAGCGAACUCUGGGAAUUGAAGCACCGGGAGGGGAAUAGGGGGGUCUCCUAACAGCUCCCAGCACCCUUGGCAAACCGCAAUCUCCAUAAUUCUUUUUUGGAAGCCCUGUUUAAAAUCAGACUUGGCAAAUCCACGAUCUGCUUGGAAAAUCUUCCCUGGGUUGUUUCUUUCACUUCAUAGCAGGAUAGCGUAUUUAUCAUCCCUUCUUCUGAUGAUAAACCAGUUCAGCCUUCGCCAUCCUGGUGGCGACCCAGUGAGCUGGGGCUGAUGGGACUUGUAGUCCAGAUCAUCUGGAGGCUACCAGGUUGGCAGAGGUUGAACUAAGUUAGAUGUAGGCCUACCCAGAGGGGGCGGACAGUGCGCUGGCUGAUGGGUUUCCUCCUCCUCCUGCAGGCGUCCGGGAUUACAUCCACGUGGUGGACCUGGCCAAAGGCCACAUUGCGGCUUUGAAGAAGCUCAAGGAGAACUGCGGCUGCAAGGUAGGGAAGUGCAUAGACUUGGUCAGAAGCACUGCUUCCAUCCCUGUUGUGUUCUGCUGGAGCCCACGUCAACUGAGCCUCCGUCACCUGGAUUUUGGGAGCAUCCUUGCUUGCAGACUCCAGGCACUUCUCCUAAUUUGUUCAGGAGACGGGCUCAGUUUAGGCAGGGGUGUGUUCAAAAUUUUGUGCCAAUAAAGUUCCACCACCCUAUAUGAUUACGCACACUUCCCGUUUCACAUAAUGCUUUUUCCAUGAAGAUUUUGGCAUGGCCCCCUAGUUACUUCCCACAACCUACAGAAACUAAGCUCUAGGGAUGUGUACCUGAAAACUGAAUGCAUUUCCUUCCUAUAGACCCUUCCCUUGUGGUGCAGUUUCUCUUAUAUUUGUAAGUUCCUUGGGACAGGCACCUGGAAAGUGCCGCACAGGGCAAUAAGGUCGACAAAGCCUUUGUCACAAGAGUUGCAUCUUUGCAGAUAUACAACCUUGGAACUGGCACCGGCUGCUCAGUCCUGCAAAUGGUGAAGGCGAUGGAAAAGGCGUCGGGAAGAGAGGUAGAGUAUCAGGACAACCUGGGUUCCAGGAAGGAUUGAACUCCUGUUAGGGUCCAGGUAAAAGGGGACCAGAGAGAGGAAGGCAUUGCCAAUUGGCCAACCCUCGCUGAGCCCACCACCAAGCAGGAGUCAGGUUCAGCCUUCCCCAACCUGGUGCCCUCCAGAUGUUCAAGGACACAUUUCAGCAAUGCAAAAGCACUUGAGAGUGGAGCAAGGCCAGGAAGGGGAGUGGCCUGGAGAAGUCCUGCCUUUUGCCCCUGGACUGGAGGCUCCCCGCCCAUUUUAGCACUUACCAGACCAUUGCCAGGCUGUUCUGUUCGCAGUGCUAGUUAUGACAGCAAAAUCAGGUUGGCUGUCAAGCCAGGUCUCCAUAUAUGGCUGAUGGCUUGCAUCCACUUUUCUGCAGGACUGGGGAGAACCUGUGGCCCUAUAGAUGAUGUUGGGGAUGAUGGAAAUUGGAAUCAAAUGACUUGCCACAGGUUCCCACCCCUGCUUUAGGAGCUCAUAGGCUAUUUAGCCUGUGCUAAAAUAAUAAAUGCCUGCCAUAUCUGGAGUAGCUUUCAGUAUUUUGGGAUCCAAAAUCUGCCUCCUUUGAUAUGAGGCAAACAUGGCCUCUUUGACCUGCGACCCUGUUUAAAAAGUGUUGACAAAGAACUGUGGCUGGAAUGUGUACCUUUAAAUUUUAAUACUGGGACUAUAGAGAGACUCAUUGCCCCCCUCUGCCAGUGGCAGGACCAGCCCACCUACUAUGCAGAAUGCAGGGUGCUUUUGAGGGGACCAGCCAACAUUUUGGUCUAGGAGCCUCACACUAGAGUAGAGAACUUCAACCAGCGCUUUAGUCUUCUUGAAGGAAUGCCGUUGUGGUUAGGUUGCAGAUUAUUGAAUAUUAAGCAGCUUACCAAUGAUUGCCUUUAAAUAAAUGAAAAAAUGCUCUCCCCAGUGAGGUCCACCUGGCACCAUCAUUAACAUCCUUCCAACUCUCUUCUCCCAUGCAUUCGAUGGCUUAUGAUAAAUGUUUUGUUUAUUGCUGUUGGCGAUUUGCUCCACUGUAAUGCGUAAUUUUUUCAUUUUCAUUCUUUGCCUGUGACACUUAAUUUGUUCUUAUGUCUGAGAGGGUUUUAUUUUGUAGUGAGAGACUAAUAAAUCAAAAUUAUAGUACUACUAAUAGUAAUGUGUCUUAUCAUCUUGGCUGCUGCCCCGGUCGGUUUCCCAUCGCUUAAUGACAGGCUGCCGUCCUUGUUCUAGAUAAACUACAAGAUUGUUGCACGUCGGGAAGGAGACAUCGCCUCCUGUUACGCCAACCCUGCCCUAGCUGAACGGGAGCUGGGCUGGAAAGCUGUUUUUGGCCUGGACAAAAUGUGUAAGUGGAGCCUCCCCACAGAGGGCUAUCUGCCUGCUCCUUUUCUGCCAGCAUUUGCCUCCCCCUUCUUUAUUCCUAGGGGUGGAAGCUGGAGAAAUAAAUGGGUUUCCAUUCCCUCCUCCUUAUUUCAACCAAGUUGCUUCACUCGCCACUGUUCACCUGGAGUCUCAUGGGGUGGGGUGUUGCAUUGACAUCUGCAUGCAAAGAAUCCUGCAGGGUCAGGCCUCCAGCCCAGCUAGCCUAGCAUCCUGCUCUCACAGCAGCCCUCAAUGGGAAGCCCACAAGCAGGACCUGACUGCAACAAUAUCUCUCCCCCUUUGCAAUUCCCAACGACUGGUAUUCAGAGCUAUACGCAGCCUCUGGCACUGGAGGUAGACCAUAGCUAUCACAACCAGUAGCCAUUUUUAGUUUUAUCCUCCACGGAUUUGUCUAAUCUCUCUUGAAAUCAAGGAAAGGGCCUUCUCCGUAGUGGCACCCACCCCCACGGCGUGGUAGCGAAUUCCAGUUUAACUCAUUGCCGUUAUUCUCUUGCCCCUUUCCAGGUGAGGACUUGUGGAGGUGGCAGUCACAGAACCCCACUGGCUACAGCAAGAACUAGCGCCUGGAAGAUGUUGCCUGUCCUCCCCAGUGUGUGGCUGCCAUGACCCAAGGACAGUUCCAAGGGCUGUUUUGCUUUUCACUCAGGGAAGAUGGUGGUUCCUGCUCGUUCCUUCCCCUGCCCUUCUUCUCCCUUUUCGUAAGAGACCAAAUAGACUCAGGAAGGGGAAGAUUAUCUUGGCCUUUUGCUGUACCCAUUUCUUUAACUCUCUUGUGCCUUCUCCCUGAACCUUCUCUGCCAGCCAGGUUGGUACCAAACAGGGAGCAAGGAGCUCUGACCCUCCCAUUGAGCGGGAAGACUGACAAAUAAAAAGUGUCAAUGGGAGCCCAUGGAGGAUGUCAAGCUCCCCUCAUUGGGGACAAACUUGGUUUCUUUGGUUUUAAAGAGUCCACCCUCUGCUGCCAGGUUCUUGAGAUGUCCUGGUGGAUGCAGGCUGCUCCAUGAGGUUCUGAGCUGUGGGAAGAGGCUGCAUGGAGGUACAAGUGUUAAAAUGUAGUUGGAAAACGACAGCUAGGUCCAUGGAGCCUUGUCGUUUGCUCCCUGGCUUCCCGUUUCUAAAUUGUAAUGCCUUCUGUAAAUCAGAGGUGGGGAGCCUGUGGCCCUCUAGAUGUGACUGCACUACAGCUCAUCAUCAUCCUGGACUAGGGCUGCUGGGAGUUAGCAGUCCGGCAGGUUCCCCAAUACUGAUGUGAUAAAGCAGUAGUAGGAGAGAAGUACAGCAACUCUUUGGCAGGUGAUUCAGUGAAUUUUCAGGCUUAUAGUUUGAUGCAGCUUUGAACCAAGUCAAGUGACCCUUAGCAGGGUGGGCCACAGACUGCGAGGGGUCACUGAGGCCGUGAGGCUGGGAUGAAAAUCAAGAGAGGAAAAAGAGGGGCGUCAGUUCCGAGGGCAUGUCUACCACCUGUAGGAAAACGCACUUUUCAGAUUAGAUCAAGGGGCGCACCCCCAGAAAGCUUUGGACUGCAACUCCUAUCAUUCCCGAGUAUCGGCUGUGCUGCCUGGAGCUGAACGGAGUUGUAGUCCACAACAGCUGGAUGCCACCAGGAUAGGGAAAUCUGGUUUGCAUUGUUACUCUUCAACAGGGCAGGAGGCUGCUCCUAAGCAAACAUGGAGGGGACAAAUACUGCAGCUGAAUAGGAAUGUAGUAACCUUUUGAAGUAUCUUCUAGCAGGCAGAGGCUAAGGAAACAGGGUCGCUGUAAAGGUCAAGCCCAAACUAUAAUUAAUGCUGGCUUUAGGGCUGUAGCUGCAAUGGAGGCAGAAGGAGGUAGAAUCCGAAUAUGUACUGCACUAGAUAAUGAGGCAAAUAGCUGACCUCUCAUUAAGCAUAAUUGCGCUUGUGUAGCCCCAUAAAAACCAGAAUCCAGAGAGUCCUGUAAAAUUCAGAGCUGGCCACACAAUUGCCGUUUCUUUUCCUCUGGGGUGAAGAUGAGUGCCAAGGACUCACAGAAUGGCCCCUUCUUGCAGAGUUUUGGUGAGAACCGGCCUGUUCCGAUGGCAGUGGAAUUGAGGGGCAGGCAAUGUAUGGUGGUGGAGCAGGGCAGGGGACAGCACAUUCCCGUUUCACCUCAGGUGCGCCACAGAAUGGGCCACUCCAGUAAAACCAGUUCAUUGAGCUUAGGCUGUGCGGCAUAGGGGCCAGAUCCUAAACCGGAGGGGGGGGGGAGCACUUCCUAAGCUCCUCUUUGGUGUUCAUUGUAACUGUGACAGUUGGUGCAAAAAUCCGUUAAUUGCUUUGGUCAAGUAAGAGACACAGGCUGUGGUCAGCCUGGAAACUCAAAAGCCUAGUCUUGCACCAGCUAGCUCAGCUCAUCAUCACGCUUGGAUUUCUUUGCAAUUGCCCUCCUGCAAUGCCUGAUGAUCAGUGUACCAUCCCUACUACCAGAGACCAGCCUUCCUCUUUCUCUAUUUAAUGUAUUCUGAGGCAGGACAUGUUUUCCUAAACCAGCCACAUUUCUUGCCCCCAUUGGAACCAAUUAUUUUGGCCUCUCUAGUGAUCUUCCACCACCAGUUUGUGAGUAGCAAUCUCUGAAGCAUUAUGAACAUUUUUGGUGGUGUAUGGAUUAAGAAAAGAAAAAGAAAAGAAACCAGUUGCAAAAAUGGAGCAUCAGCUAGGGUUUGCUUGGUGGAAUAAGUUCCCCUUUCUGGUCUGCCUUGAUCUGUUACAACUCAAAUUCACACAGCAGUUUCUGUUGCAGCCAAAUCAAAAUCCUGCUGCAGUCAUCUUGCAGCAGAUAAAUUACUCCAAUAGCAAAGUUGUGUGUAGCUCCCGCAGUGGAAAGCCAGAUUGUGCACUUAGAAGAAAUUGUGUAUAUAGCAGCUUUCACGAGUACGGAAUGUUUUAUUAUUAGUGUAGAACUUGAGGGCAGAAAGCUUUGAGGGAAAGAGCUCUACCUGAUUGACUGGAGCAAUGUCCUUCAACCAUGGCUCCCUAUCUCUUGUUGGAUCAUAGCUCACAUAAUCUACAGCAAGCAUAGUUAGUAGUCAGGGAUAAUGGGAGAUGCAGCCCCAGAUGUUGGAUUACAAGAUCAAAGAACUAGAGAUUACUCUUUCUACCCCUCUGAUCUAUUUGUGUGUCUCUGUUGUGGUGCUAUUGUUGCCAUUGUGUUCCCUCCAUCUUAAAAAGGACUAAAUACUUGAUUUUUUGAAGUUAAAAAAAGAAGUCCAAGGCCAGAUUUUGCACCUCUGUAUUGCUAAUAAUCUAUGAUCCGCCCUGCUUGCUGGCAAGCAGUUCACAGGUGAAGCUUUAACUCCCAUGCCAGUUGCUAGAAGUUUUUUAUCCCCACUGUAAGCACCACCCUGUGCCUGCCUACUCAGAAGCAAUUCUUAAUGUGUUCUGUGGGGCUUAGAAGCUGCAUAGCCUUGCCUAUUGGAGUGAACAAGAGGAGAAUCCAUUUGAGGCUACCAUCUUCCAAUGUUUGAAAACUUCAUUUAAAGCUCAUUGCUCCCACUGUAAGAUACAUGCAGAAUUGCAGCUGAUUUUUCCCAAUUUUAGUGGGAGGUGGGUAGUGUCAUGCUAUAUUCCAACUACAUUGGGAAACAUAACCUAGUCCAAGGGUUGCCAACCUUUUGGAGCCUGUGGGGUAUAGUUGGAAUUUUGAGGAAGUGCCAGUGUGGUGUAGUGGUUAAGAGCGGUAGUCUCGUAAUCUGGGGAACCGGGUUCGCGUCUCCGCUCCUCCACGUGCAGCGGCUGGGUGACCUUGGGCUAGUCACACUUCUUUGAAGUCUCUCAGCCCCACUCACCUCACAGAGUGUUUGUUGUGGGGGAGGAAGGGAAAGGAGAAUGUUAGCCGCUUUGAGACUCCUUAAAAAGGGAGUGAAAGGCGGGAUAUCAAAUCCAAACUCUUCUUCUUCUUCUUCUAGGUGCCCACUCUUGGGCAGCCAAAAAAAGUAGGCAUAUUUAAAGGGGCGUAUUCAACGUAGGAGAAGCCAAGCCAAGUGCAAACACAAAUUGAACAGGAAGAUCAAACAGUCUCUUAUGUUAUAUAUGUUUACCAAGACCUUUUGCAGACACCGUAGGUGAUACUGGCUGGCACAUUAGCACCUGUGUGCAGCGUGUUGGCAACCUCUGCCCUAGUGAGUUACAGUGCCCUGAAGAAUGGCCAUUUAGCAGCCUAGCUUUUUAAAGAACUCUUAAAUCUGUAGUGAAACACUUCUUUAUUUGAGCACCAGCAUCUGAAUGUGCAUAUAAUUUUUAAUGUAGGCAGAAGUAUUUUAGGGCAAAUUAGAAGUUCAAUAAAAAUAGACACAUUAUUAAAGUUGUGCCGAGUAAGUGAAGCAUAAUGAUAGCCGCCGCCACCAGAAACAUGGCCAAGUAGCAGCAGAGGUGGCACUGAUCCUUCUAAAAGGAGCCAGAUUUUUCUGAGGUCUAAAAAAACAUAUAGAAGGGCAUUGGGGAAAAUGCAAUUGAAUGAUUAUAGAUAACUAAGUUAUUCUUAGGGUCAUCUGCCUGGAACACAUCCCAGAAGGUACCAGCAAAAUGUAAAUCUUGCCAGUGUAAAUUUGGUGGCUUGAGACUAAGGGGGAUGAGGUUUUUAAAAGGUGUGUUUUGAUAUAUUUUUAGAUAUUGGAAAAUAUACACGAAAUGAUUAACACAUAGUAAUAAUGACUAGGCUCACUUCCAGCUUUUAUUAUAGCACCAGCAGUAACAUGCAAGCACAUCCUGGUGGUGAAACAGCGCCCACCGACGUCAAUGGGACUGUUUGCGAACAAGUGGAUUAAGGCUUCCUGCCCCAAAGCCAGGUAUUUACAAGGCCUUGCCUAACAUACUCUGAGAUAGCAGAGUAAGAUUAGACUGCCACCUCAAGACGCACAAGGCAUCUCUCUUUGUUGAGACAAAAUGUAGGCAACAGGAACUUCCUUGUCCUCACUUAAGACAGAUGCCUACCACACACACCCUGGCGAUAGCAAGAUCUAUUGCAAUGAGAAUGUUGCCUUGGUUGGGUUACAAGUUUCCUGUGUGAUUGAGGUGGGAGUUCCUGCUCUGCAUGUAAUGUUCCAACUUCAGUCCCUAAACAUCUCCAGCUGAAACAAUUCUCAAGGAACAGAGAUCUUGAAGAGUCAGUGUUAAGCAGAGUAAACAAUACUGUCCUCAGGGCCAGCCUAAGAGAUCUAGCUGCCAGUGCCAGAAAGACAAAAUAAUGCAUGCACACAGACGCACACCCCGUGUGGCAUCUCAGCCUUACUUCAGUGCUGGCGAUGGAACAGCAUUCUCCACUGCAACUGGUGAAACAGGCGGCCAGCAGAGGGGUUGCAAGGCGGAUCACAAGGCACAAGCACACAGCGCUAGCCAACACUUCACUGCUGCUCCCUACCUCUUCAACACCUGCCUAACAGUAGAGCUGGCCCUGACUCAAUGAGGAGGAGAAGUUAAGAAAACCCCUUUCAAACCGAGGAUGUUACAUGGGAAUAGUAUCUCCUACCCAAACCACCCACUCUGCUUCUCUAUUACAUAAAGCCCUUUUGUACAUACAGUAUUUGGAUUCAGAGCCAUUCAGCAGUUAGCCUCAGGAGGCUUUUUUGUGCCACAAUAAGGGCUAGAACCUUUUAAAAUUUAGUAGACAAAAAACAUUUUCUAGGGAGUUCGUCUUGUGGGUCACAUGUUGCACUCUAAAAGUCAUAGAUGGUAACUUGCAGUUUGUAGAAUUCCAGUGUUGCAAUAGGUAUUUGGGCCUGGACUGGGAAUAUCUGUGAUCAAAUGCUAGUUCACAAAUGAAGCCCACAGGUGGCCUUAGGUGAGUUUCUCUUUCCCCUGCUGAUCAUCAUGUAGGAAAGUCACCUAUAAGCACGGGUUGCUAAUCUGCAACCCUCCAGAUGUUAUUGAACUGCAACUUCCAUCAGCCCCAGCCAGCAUGGCCAAUGGUUGGGGGUGAUGGGAUAUGUAGUUCAGCAACAUCUGGAGGGUCACAUACCAGCCACCCCUGGCCUAUGAGCUACCGCACAGGCUUGUUAUUCAUCUAAACCAAGAGGCGUACACAGUGUUUUAAACACUUAACGACUGUAGGAGAAACUGACACAUCUUGACUACACUGAAGAAACAACAAGGUGAGGCACAGAUGGUUGUGUUUGUUUAAUCUCAGUGGAACACAAAAAUAAAAAUGAUGUAUGGGGAAGACAAAAGGGAAAGGGGGGUUGGGGAAGAGAAUUAAUUCAUGUGCAGGAACAUACAGAAGCCACUGUUUUGCUUUGGCUUCCAUAUUCUUAACAUAUUCCCUCCAGAGACACCCAAGACUUGCAGGCCACUUUGACAAUUUGCUUUGAGAAGGAUCUAGUCAAAAUUGGCAGUGGCAACAGCAGCAGAGUCCAGGGCACUUCUCUGUGUAACUACUAUACAGAACAAUCCAAUUAAUGGUCCGAGAAGAGGAGAGAGCAGCAGCAGCAGCUAGACAGCCACAAGCACAGGAGGAGCAUCGCCCCUCAUGUCUGCUUGCCUACGCUCACUAUAGAGAAGGAAGUCAAGGCCUGGUCUGCAGAUGGAGCAAAAUGCAGAAGGAAAAGGACUGUCACCACAAAACUUCCUUGUGAAGGCUGAAGUGGUGGUGGGAUAACAUGCCUAAAUACUCCCUACGUAAAAAAGCAACAUACACACGCACAAAGGUCCCUGCAGGUAGAAAUCCAGCAGAUGAGAUGGCUAGAUAAGAACCUCUGUUUGAUGUGUUGCUACUUACAGGGAUUUGAGUUUUACGUCAGGGAGCAUUCAAGAACAGUGCACACAAAACCCACCUUGCAAUUGUGAAGCUGUACAGUCCUCUACUACCUUGGGAUUGUACCACUUCAUUCUGCUGCAUGUCCAAGACCAGCCACAGUCCUCCCAACCACUAGAACGUCCAAACCCAAAGCAGAAUAGCGGAGGAUGCAAACCCUCCACAGAGCAAGCAAGAGGCAGCUUUGACAUUUAAGCAGUCACUCAAAUUGAGUCUAAUGCAAAUCAGUUUAUGAAAGGAUUAGUGCCUUCUGCUUCUCUGGUGAUAAAAAGAGGACAUACAGAAUAUUCCGGCCCAUUACAAACAAAUCUCUCCAACCAUCCCUGCUGUUUCUGUGAAUGUGAGCUGUUCCAGCACCAAGCCAUGUAAUCUGGCCCUAUUUCCAGUGAGAUCUGGGAAGCCCCUGCGACCUGGACCCAGCAAGUUGCCAGCUGCUAAAAAGGAAAGACCCCCAAGUGGGAGGCGUUCCGCUUGGCAGUGAAGGCACUUUGCCUUCUAGAGAAGCCAAGUUUGGCCUCGGCCAAAUGAUCCCCAAGGCUGGCAAAAAGCAGAUUUUGGGGGAAGCAGCGGCUGCUCAGGGCAGAGGAGGCAGCCUUGCACUGAAAGCAGGAAGAGGAGCAACAUCUCCUUUGGGGCUGCCAUUGUGAUGCAAGCUCUAGAAGGGCAGGCCAUGUAUUCCUACAUGGAUAUUUGCCGCACAUAGCUGUAUAAAGCACUGGAAAGUGUAGCAGAGGGCUGUCCUAGCUUUGGGGGACCCCAAGCACCCCCCUUGCUGUUGCUGCUACCAACCACCGAGGACCAUACAGAGUCAGGGGAAGGAAGUGAGCAGAGAGAUCCCUCACAAAGAGCAACACAGUAGGACAAUGUGGGAGGCAACAUUUAGCCCUUCACACAAAAAGAGGAAAGCUCCUUGAAUAGACAUCUUGUCCCUGGCUGUCAGUGCUGGUGUCAGCCCACGCCGGUGGAUAAUUUGGGUGUGGAUGCUGAAGGGGUGAUGGUAAGAGAACCUUGGCUGCUCAACAGCACAGCCCCCUGCCAGAAAUAGGGAUGAGAGCCUUCUGCUUGAGGUGAAAGGGGACAGUUACUGAAAUAAAACAGACUAGAGACUUAGGGGAGAGCCUCAAAAAAAUACGCCAGCCACCAGGGCUAGAAGGGAGAGAGGGGGACCGUGCUUGCCCAUUCCACUAACAAGACCAGAGGGGUGGGGAGUGAUAAGAGGGAGACUGCACCCCAUAGACAAAAAGGCCGCUUGCAGCUACUCGAUACAGACUGGAUAGGAAGUGGAGGAGUGGUGCUUCUGAGAGCUGCGGUGCCCAAAAGGCUGCAGAGAGCUUGCUGCGUGUCUACCUUCUGGACAAACGCUACCCUAUCUGUGUAGGUACAAAACAAGAUAGACCCAAUGGAGGGGACCACAGCAGAGAUGAUUUUGAAAGAAACAAACAAAGGAAUUUUAAAAAGAACAUACAUUAGAAGCAAUUCCUGGUGAGGUGGGGGCCCCUCCACCACAUUAACGCCCCAACCGACGGUAUCUCCAGCCCAAGCUGGGAGUUGUUAGCACGCUGAAUGGUGCAUGUGGCUGACUGGGGAGGAGCAGCCCCAGGACAUGCUUGGAGGAUGUACAGCAACCCGUCAGCCAGCCAGACCUUCCUCCUUUCGCCUGGCAAGAGUGGAUGGGAUGGCAGAACAGGGAUGGAAUGAUUGCCUGGGUGGGGCAGUUUACCUGCCUCCCCUGCCCCCAAAAAGCCAAGCACUGGCAACUCGAGAGGGGGGCCCUAACCCUACCUGCACCUCUAAGGUGGUUCCACCAGGACAGGCUCAGGCUCUGCAUCACAGAAAAGGGGGGGCACAGGGACUGUGGGUGGGAUUGUUGCAAACCCAUCAGGGAGCUCAGAUACCUUUGCAGAUGCUCCCUGCAAAUACUGUAACAGCGCAGAACACAGUCUCGUAAUACCUUUGUUUUAAGCCUUUGGCUACCACCCAGUUCAUUGCCACAGCAAGCAUUUGUGUGGGGUUGGGGGAGGGGAGAGAGACAGCAAAGAAAGGCGGAAAUCAGGUGACCAAAAAUACUAAAUUUGCAAGGAGGCAGCCACAUGGUUCUCAGCUGUACCUUAAAACCGCUCCGUACCUUCACUCCAUGUACAGGAGAGAGAGGGGCAACCCUCCCUAUGCACUGGAGGGGGGCGGUGCAGGAGGAAGGGAAAGGCCAGAGAAAGGAAACCGGCUGAAGUGGAGGUGGAUUGCUGUGGCUCCCCAUUUGCAGCUGGGCAGGUCAAGGUUAAAGAUCACAGGUGGUGACCUCUGUCUCCUCUCCCUGCAACAGUCUCGAGUAGCUUUGUUUAAAUCCUGGGCAGCAGCUUCUCAAUGAAUUCUUUCACAGCCAUCAUCUCCUG